This is a messenger RNA of Harpia harpyja (harpy eagle), 6756 nucleotides long. RefSeq names its product AT-hook DNA binding motif containing 1 (gene AHDC1). The record is from RefSeq and is a predicted model, not a curated record. NCBI's taxonomy places the organism in Eukaryota, Metazoa, Chordata, Aves, Accipitriformes, Accipitridae.
GGAGGAGGAGGAGGAGGAGGAGGAAGGGGGGAGGCAGCGGCAAGCCAGGCUCUGCUGCGCUGUGUCUUUCUUUGCUUUCCGCAGGCGGCGAGCGGCGGAGGCGCAGAGGGGAGGUGGCGAGCGGUGCCGAGGGCUCCGGGACUCCCGCGGCCGGUCAGGAGGCAGCCCCCCGGACGGCAGGAGCCUCCCCAAGCGGGCGGGCUCCGAGGGGCUCGGAGCGCAGCAGCCGGUGGAUGGGAGCUCGGUCGCCUGCCAGCCCGUCGCACUGGAGAACGGUGCCAGCCCGCCAGCCGAGUGGUUCCCGCGUACCCAGGGCUCCGGCCCCCGCCAGCCCGGCAGCGACGGCGACGGCAGGAGCUUCAAAGUGAACCUACACUGCAAGCACCCGCGGCCCAGAGAGCUCAAGUGCAAUAGCAGGAGCAGCAGCAAAGCCGAGGGUCCCGGUCUCACAUUCCCCGACCCCCAUGUCAGCAACUGCUCGGCCAAGCGGCACGCGGGGGAGGAGGAGGUCAGGAUGCGCGUGAAGCCCCCGGGCCCAGUGGUAACGACCAGCGUUGUGCGUGGCUCGCCCGACUACGUCCGAGAGCCCAAGUUCUACCCGCCGGGGCACCCGGCGCAGCGGCCCCCAGCCUGCCCGGCGGAAAAGGCCUUAUCCUGCAGCGUGCUGAGCUUCCCUGAGGGCUCGUGCCCCGCGCUCGGCCGGGAGCACCAGGCAGGCUCGCUGCUGCACGGCGACCCGGCCGACCGGUGCCAGAGCGUGCACGGGGGCACCAAGGCGGCAGAGGACUUGCUGGGCUGUGCCGGUGAGCCCCGGAUCCUGGGGGGCAGCGCGGAGGAGGCAGCCGCCCGCGAUCGGGCGCCUAAAACCUUCCCCAACGCGACGCUGGCCUCGGGCCGCUGCAACGUCGACAGCAUCCUCGCCUUGCUCCGGAGCAAGUGCGGCAACGGGCACAUCAACCUCCACCCCGUGGUGCAGCUUAUCGACAUCAUGAAGGACCUCAACCGCCUCUCCGAGGACCUCAAGAGCAGUGGGGUGCACCUGGACUGCGGCAGCCUCCGCGGCGGUGGCGGCGGCGGCCACGAGGACAGCCGCCUCCUGCCCGCCGACCGUGACCUCCAGUACAGCUUCUUCUCCUCGCCCUCCCUGGCCAACAGCAUCCGCAGCCCCGAGGAGCGGGGGGUGCUCUGCAAAACCGAGCCGCCGCGGCAUCCCCGGCCCCCGGCCCGCGAUGGAGAAGCCGACGGCGGCGGGGGGAGCGCCCCGCAGCCCCCCGGCCACGGCGGGGGCGUGGGGGGGGCCUCCAAAGCACCGGCGGAUGAAGCCGGUUGCUCCCAGCCCGACGCCGGCGAUUACUCGGACCUGGCUGAGGCGGACAUCCUGAACGAACUGGCCUCCCUGGCGUGCCCGGGGACGCAGCUGCUGGAGUCGCAGGCGAUGGAGCCGCAGCCCCAGUUGCUGCCAGCCCAAGAGCUGGACGCCCAGUCCCGGCUGCUGGAUUCCCAGUCCCUCGAGUCGCAGCCCCAGCUGCUCGAUUCGCAAAGCCUGGAGCCGCUGCCGGAGUCUCUGGAGCUGCAGAACCUGGAGCCGUUGGGGUUGCAGUCGCUGGAGCCGCUCUCCGAGUCACUGGAGCUGCAGUCGCUGGAGCCCUUGUCCGAGUCGCUGGAGCUGCAGUCGCUGGAGCCGCUGGCGGAGCCGCUGGGGCUGCAGACGCUGGAGCCGCUGCCCGGGGCCCUGGAGCCGCCGCUGCUGGACGCGCGGGCCCCGCUGCUGCCCGCCGAGCCCUCGCUGCUGGAGGCGCAGCCGCUGGGGCCUGUGUCGGAGCUGCUGGAGGCGCAGCCGGGUGCCGGGGACCCGCUGCGGCCCCCCGGGCUGCAGCCCCGGCUGGGGGGUUGUCCCCUGGGCGGCGUGGUGAAGCGGGGACCCUGCGGGGGCCGGGGGGCCGGGCGGUGCGGCGAGGACCACCGCAAGUACGCCCUGCGCCGGACAGACAAGCCAAAGAUGCUGUGCCGCCGGAGGAGGGCAGGGCGAGGGCGCCGGGCGGACAUCGCCCCCGAGAGCCGCGUCUUGUCCCCCCUCGCCCUGCCUGCCGAGGUGCCCCCCGGGCCCGAGGAGCCCGGCGCCCCGCUGCUGGCCCCCCCGCCACCAGCCCCCGCCACCCUGGACCCUGACGAGGUGCCCAAGGCCCCUGCGACGGGGAAGAAAAGCAAGUGCCGGGGGGUGAGGAAGAUGGUGGUGAAGAUGGCCAAGAUCCCCGUGUCCCUGGGGAGGAGGAACAAGACCACCUACAAGGUGUCGUCGCUCAGCAGCAACCUGAACCUGGAGGGCAAGGAGCUGGCGGCCAGCAGCUCCAUGGAGCCCACGCCGCUGCUCAAGAUGAAGAACAACGGGCGCAACGUGGUGGUGGUCUUCCCCCCCGGCGAGAUGCCCAUCAUCUUGAAGCGCAAGCGGGGCAGGCCCCCCAAGAACCUGCUGCUGGGCCAAGCCAAGCCCAAGGAGCCCGCCCCGGAGGUGAAGAAGAGGAGGAGGAGGAAGCAGAAGCUGGCCUCGCCCCAGCCCUCCUACAUUGCCGACACCAACGACAGCAAGGCCGACUACUCGGAUGUGCUGGCCAAGCUGGCCUUCCUCAACCGGCAGAGCCAGUGCUCGGGGCGCUGCUCGCCGCCCCGCUGCUGGACCCCCAGCGAGCCCGAGUCCAUCCACCAAGCCCCCGACACCCAGAGCAUCUCCCACUUCUUGCACCGCGUCCAGGGCUUCCGCCGGCGCGGUGGCAAGGCGGGGGGUUUCGGCGGGCGCGGGGGCGGCCACGCCGCCCGUGCCGCCCGUUGCUCCUUCAGCGAUUUCUUCGAGGGCAUCGGGAAGAAGAAGAAAGCCCCCGCCGCCCUCCACGCCGACCCCGUGCACCCGCGCAAGCGGGGCCGGCCGGAGCCCGACCCCGUGGGCAAACCCAAGCGGAAGCGACGGGCCCGCAAGAACGGGGCGCUCUUCCCCGAGCCCAACCCCGGGCAGAGCUUUGGCGACGGCCCCGCCGAGUGGGCCGGGGGGGAAAAGGGCAGCCCCUGGGCCCCCCACCACGGCCACCCCGGCGGCCAGGCCGGCCGCAACGGCGGCUACCAAGGGGCCGAGGCGAGACCCUUCCACGCCGCCGGGCUGGAGUCGGGCUCCUCCGGCCGGGCAGGCUUCUACGCCGGGAGCGCGCCGUCCUCGCAGACGGAGGCCGGCCCGGAGAGGCACAGCCUCUUCACCGGCUACUUCCGCUCCUUGCUGGAUUCGGACGACUCCUCCGACCUGCUGGACUUCGCCCUCUCGGCCUCCCGCUCCGAGUCCCGCAAGUCGGCGGCCGCCUACACGGCCCCACCGGCCGCCCUGCCGGGGCAGCGGGGCCUGGCCGCCUACCCGGCCCGGGGCGGCAAGGUGGCGGCGGCAACUCCCGGCACCGAGGCCGCCUUCCACGCGGCGAUGCAGGGCCGGCCCGCCUUCCCGCCCGGCCGUGCCGCCGCCGCCGCCGCCGCCGCCGCCGCCGGCUACGGGGUGGCCCAAGGGUCGUCAGAAUGCCGGGGGGCCGAGGCCUUCCCCAAGCUGGCGCCGCCCUCAGCUGUCUCCCGGUCGCCCACGGCUCACCCGGCGGCCAGCGGCACCCCCGGCUACUCCCCGUACGGCAGCUACGGCGCCGGGCAGAGCGUGGCACCGGCCAGCGUCUUCCCGCCGGGGAAGCAGUACCCGUCGGCCCAGGACUGCCCCAACAGCAAGGACUGCAGCUUCGCCUACGGCAGCGGCAGCAGCCUCCCGUCCUCCCCCAGCAGCGCCCACAGCGCCGGUUACGCGCCGCAGACGGCCGGUCCCAGCCUGCCGCUGGGCAAAGCCGCGUUCUUCAACAGCGCCGAGCAAGGGGGACAAUUCUCCAGCGCGGCGCACACCCCGUUGCGCUGCGAUAGCCGGGCCAGCACCGUCUCGCCCGGCGGCUACAUGGUGCCCAAGGGUUCGGCCUCCUUUCAGCCCUCGCCCGAAAAUUGCCGGCAGUUCCCUAGCGCCGCGCCGUGGGCUUUCCGGCAAGGCUACGGCGGGCUGGACUGGAGCUCAGAGGCCUUCAGCCAGCUCUACAAUCCGGGUUUCGAGUGCCACCUCAACGAGCCCAACGUCAUCCUGGACAUCUCCAACUACACCCCGCAGAAAGCCAAGCAGCAAACCGUCUCGGAGACCUUCUCCGAAUCCUCCUCCGACAGCACCCAGUUCAACCAGCCGGCCGGCUACCGGCGUGCCAACAGCGAGGCCUCCUCCAGCGAGGGCCAGUCCAGCCUCUCCAGCCUGGAGAAGCUGAUGAUGGACUGGAACGAGGCGUCCUCCGCCCCGGGCUACAACUGGAACCAGAGCGUCCUCUUCCAGAGCAACUCCAAGCCCGGUCGGGGCCGACGGAAGAAGGUGGACAUGUUCGACACCUCCCACCUGAACUUCUCCUCCUCUUCCUCCUCCUCCUCUGUGUACCCCUCCAAGAGGAGCACGGGACCCCGGCAGCCCCGGGGGUCCCGGGGGGCUUGUGCCUCCAAGAAGGAGAGGGGGACGGGCAAGGCCAAGUUCCCCACCAAGUCGCAGGCGGUCAACCCCCUCUUCCAGGAGAGCACGGACCUGGGCUUGGACUACUACAGCGGGGACAGCAGCAUGUCCCCCCUGCCCUCCCAGUCCCGGGGCUUUGGGGUGGGCGAGCGGGACCCCUGCGACUACGCCGGCCCCUACUCCAUGAACCCCUCCACCCCCUCGGACGGGACUUUCGUCCAGGGUUUUCAGAGCGACUCCCCCGGUUUGGGGCAGCCAGAUUUGGAGAGCAAGCACUUCCCUGCCCUCCCGCACCAGCUGGCAGCCCCCGGCCAGCAGACUGUCUUCGAGGCCGGCUUGCAGAAAGCCUUCUCGCCCAACUGCUCCCCAACCUUGGCCUUCAAGGAGGACCUACGGGCGGGCGACAUCCGUAAGCUGCCCGCCUGCGACUCGCUCAAACACAGCAUGCAGGGGGGGGCCCUGCCGCACGCCCCCCACCUGGCUUGCCGCGAUCUCCCCAUGCCUCAACCGCACUACGACUCCCCCAGUUGCAAAAACCCCCCGUACUGGUAUUCCCCCAACGCCAGCACCCGUAGCCCCUCGUACGACGGCAAAGCGGGGGCCGGUAUGCUGGUAGACUUCAUGGGCAGGACGGACCCCCCAUGUCUCAACCCCCACUUGAGCAGCCCGAGCGGCACCCACCCCUCCAAGGGCGAGAAGGAGCCCUUGGAGAUGUCCCGGGCUCACCACCGAGGACCCUACGCUUGUCCCUUGAUCAAUGACUUGAACAUCUCCCCCGUACCGAGAGACUCAAUGCUGCAGCUGCAGGACAACUACAGGUACCCCAGUUUUGCACCCCAAGGGCACCCCGUCAUGGCCCCCACCCAGAAGAGCGGGUUUUUGGGACCCAUGGUAGAGCAACAACACCCCGAGGACACUUUUACGGUCACCUCAUUGUAGUGUCUGCUGACGUGCCAACCGGACAACGAGGUUUUGUUACAGGAGGUAAUUUAGCCAGCACUUUUUUCUGGAACACUUUUCAAGUUCUGUAUUUAACUGGGAUUGGAACCGUUUGUUUGUUUUCUAAAAAAAAAAAAAAAGGAAAAAAAAAGGAAAAAAAAGGAAAAAAAAAGUUAAAAAAUAAGCGAAACGAAAGGAAAAAAAAAUAAUAACGGACGAAGAGAGAAAACCCCCGUUUUUUUUCCCCCCUCCGCACUCAAACCCACUCCGCCUGCCAACCGCCUGGCUCUGCUUUCCGGACUGCCGCCCCCACCUCCCGCCCCGCAGCAGGACAAUCGGACGGACAGACGGACGGACGGACGGACGGAUGGACGGCGCCGGCCCCCGCCAAGCCCAGGGCAGGGGCGCAGGCAGGGAGGGCAGGCAGGCCGGGCAGGAGGCGGCCGUGGGGCCUGGGGGUCAGCGGCUGGGUGCCCCCUGCCCGCAGCCCGGCCGGGGGGCAAGGGCAGCCCCCUCAGCCGCCCCUGGGGGGGUCUGGUUGGGGUUUUGUUUUUUUUUUUUCUUUUCCCUCCCGUCCGCUCGCUUGCCGGGGGUGUUUUUCUUGCCGGAUGGAUGCCGAUGGGUGUUUGGGAGAGCUGACCCCCACCAGGCUCUGGCAGCUUCGCCAGCGGGGUUCGGAGACGCCACCGUCACCCGCCUGCCCGCCAGCCACAGCACCCUCGGCCCCGCACCCCGCACCCGUCCCGGCCACCGGAGCAGAGAGGAGAGGAGGGGGCCGCUGCCAGCGGGGUACCCCGGCCUCGUCGCCCCCCGCUUUGCCCGCCGGCCCCCACCUUGGCCGUGGCGCCGGCGCCGCGUUCUCUCUCCUCCCGGCCAGAAGCAGAGGGACUCUUUAAUUUUGAUUUUUUAUUUUAUUAAUUUUCAUUUUCUGCACAAAACCAGCAAUUGUAAAUACUUUUGAAGAAAAGGAGUUAAAAAAAAAAAUGUUUAAGGAAAAAAAAAUCUUAAAAAGCUGAAAAUUCACAAAAAAAAAACUAAAAGAAGAGAGAGCCACACACCGGAGGGAGAAUCAAAAAGUGACCGAGAACAGAGACCUAAAGCGACCGAGAGGUGAAUAUGCAGGAGAGAAGAGCAAAAACCCACCAGUAUGCACUGAGAAAAAUUUAUUUACAGAUCGAUCGACAAAAAAAAGAAAAGAAAAAAAAAAGUAACAAUAACCUAUUUAUUGUAUAUAAUGUUUUAUUAUAAAUCGUGUCUUGUAUAUUGCA